Tetrahymena thermophila SB210 is the source of this 2739-nucleotide messenger RNA. Its product is annotated as transmembrane protein, putative. The transcript has 4 exons. The record is from RefSeq and is a predicted model, not a curated record. NCBI's taxonomy places the organism in Eukaryota, Ciliophora, Oligohymenophorea, Hymenostomatida, Tetrahymenidae.
AUGGAAUCCUUACCAUAUUUAUGCCUUUAAUAAUGUUAUGAAGACCUAUUACUAAACGGAGAAUCCAAAAAUAGUCUAAAUGAUUAAUAAAAACUAAUUCUUGGUGAAUUCUUGGUUUUAAUAGAAUGCAACAGAAGUAAACCAAUUAGAGAAUUCAGCCCAGGAGAUAUUAAAAAAUUAUAGCUACUUAAGUCCAUUAUUAAGAAUGGCAUACUUUUCUCUAACUUUAUGAACUCAUCUCUUUCUACCGUAGAUGAUCCUAACUGCUACAAAGGUAAAUUUAGAUAUGAUCCAAGAUGCAGAUUUUGGUAUAUGAAUAAUUUAAAUUAGACUUCAUUUUUCAUGAAUCCUCCCCUAGUAUCUUUAGGGAAAGUAACACCUUAUUUAUCACAAUAUGGAUGCUAAAAAAUGCUGUAUUAUAAUUCUACAACAAAAAAUAUACAAACUUAUAAAGUAUUGUGUUUAGAAGCUACGCUUACAAAUAUAUCAAAUUAUUUUUAAAAUGUAAUUCAAUCUUCCAAAUAAUACUAUAUAAUUGACCCUAGGACUUUAUCAAUCUUAUAUAAUUCUAAUAAACAAUAUAAUUAUUCUUCUCUCUAAUAAACAGAUAAUUUUUAUAACGAAGAACUUAAAUAUUUGUAGAACAAAACUUAAUCACAAGAAUUCAUUGAUAUAAUAAACUCAAAUUUUAAUAAAUGGACUUUUCUCACUCAAAAUAACUAUACAAGCAUCUAAUAAAUGAUGGAUUUAAGCUAAAAAAAUAUCAUUAUUGAUUAUCAUAGGAAUUCUUCAUUUUACAAAGUGAUAAUAAAUCCAAUUAUAAGCUACGAUGAUAUUCCAAAACAUAUCUCGAAGUACUCUAAAAUAGAGGGCUAGUAGUUGCAAUACGUUUAUCUAUAAAUUAACAUGAUUUCUAAUGAGGAAUUAAAAGCUUAAACAAAUUCAUUAACUCAGUUUUCUUCUCAAUUUUUUUUGAUAAUUUAGAUCGGUUUAGGAGUCUUAACUUUAAUAUUCCUAUUUAUAUCUAGUUAUUAUGGUCUUUAAAUAGCAAAUUUAAUUACUUAGCCUCUCAUUUAUUUGACUAAAGAUUUAAUUCAUAUAAAUGAGUUAAAUAAAAUGAUGGAAAUAUCUGAAAUUAUAAAAGAUUUUGAUAGAAAUGCAGAUGAAUUGUUUUUUUCUUAAGAAACAUAACUUCUCUAUAGAAGUUUUUUUGAGCUUUUUGAAUGCGUUUUAUACACAUCUGAAAAUUUUUUUGUGAAUAAUUAAGGAUAAACUUUAUUAGAAUUAAGUAAAAAAGUAAAUUUUUUUAGAAAGUUUGAAAACAAAUCAGCUGUUGGAAUCAUUCAUAAUAACAUAGGAAAUAUUUUACUGAAUUAAUAGCAUUAUUUCUAAGCUUUAGAGCAUUUUUCACUAGCUAUCAUGUAUGCUAAGUAUGAAAUUUAGCAAUUCUAUAAUGAUAACAACAUUAACUAUUUAUUUGAGAAUAUCUUUUCACUAUAUUAAUUUAAUGAAAGCAACUCUGAAAAAUUAAAAAAAAUGAAUAAUUAAGAAUCCUAAAUUUCUAAUUUAUCUUUCAAGAAAAAAAAUCCUUCUUUUUCUGAAACAUAGAAUAAUUUAAAAACCAAUGCUUUCAAUUUAGAAUAGUAAGCAAAUAAUGAAAAUAUUUAAGGAAAUUCUGAAGCCACUUCUAUGAGUCCUAUAUAACAACUAAUUCCAAAAGAAAUAUUUUAAAAUAAGAAAAAAUAAAAAAACAAAUUUUUAUUAAAUAGUGAAAUUAAUGAUUAAAAUUUUUAAUUUCAAUAAUUAAAUAGAUAUUACGAAAAUUAGGAAAAAUAAAAAUAGUUUUUUGAGUUAAUAGAGAGCUUAAAAUCACGUAUUUACAACUAUAUAAUAAGUUUGAUAGCUUUUUAAGAGAAUUUAGAAAAGAAUUAAAUAGAUUAAUGGAGUUAUAAUUUUUGGCCAGAAAUAAGAUAACUAUUAAAUGAUUUAAUUCAAGUUUAGUCUUUCCUUCCUACAAGCGAAAGUGCUUAAGCUUUGCAUUUAUGUUUAGUUUCAUAAAGUAGUUAUAGAUUAUUUUAAUGUAACGAAGCUGAAUAAAAAUUUUAAGAAGCCAUGCAAAUUACAAAUAAUGAAGGAAAAUAAAUUAAUCAGCUAAAUAUUGAAGAUAAAUUUAAUUUUUUAUUAGAUUCUAAAUAAGUGAAUACUAAAAAAUAUAAAGAAAUGAUUUAUCUACAAAAUUAAAAAAUUUAAAAUAAGUCUUUAAAUAUCACUAAAACUUAUCUUGAAGAUUAAGCUAAACAAUAAUCUUAACAUCAAAAAUUUAUAGGAUAUAGUUAGUUUAAAAUAUUUUCACCUGGCACAAGUGUGUUUGAGAGAGCAAUUUAAAGUUAAACUAAUUCUACCUUUCAAUUAGCAAAUAGUUCUCAUUUUGUAAGUAAUAACUCUAAAUUAUUGAGUUUUUUUUCACCUAAAAACUAGGAUCAAAAUAAUAAUAAGAACAAUAAAAACUUAAUAUUACCUUCGAAUAAAAACUACAAUAAAUAUGAUUUAAGCUUAAGUUGCACUAAAAAAGUUUCUGUACAGAGCUAAAGAAAUUAAAUAGUUAAUAAAAUAUUACAAAAAGAAUUUGAAAAUUAAAGCUAUAGUAGACAUUAUUCAUAUUAAUUGAAAGUACCUUCUUUAGAUUUAGUAAGAGAAUAGUAAGUUGUUUAUGUCUCAUAUGCCUUUUCGGAUAGUUGA